AUGGUUCAAUUGGGUGACUGUAAUACUGAUAACUUCAUUUGGGUAUUUAGAAGACACAUUGAACUUUCCACAUAUCUGGUACCCCAGGGGACCGAUACGGGGUCGCCGGUCGCUAGGUCGCGUGCCGGGACUGAGUGCAGCUGCUGGGAUCCCGAGGGCCGCCGGGGAGGCUCCUUUGAUUACCAGCGGCGCUGGGACGGCGGGGGAAAGGAGGUGGCCAAGUUGGAGAAGCACUUGAUGCUUCUCCGACAAGAGUAUGUCAAGCUGCAGAGGAAAUUGGCUGAGACAGAGAAGAGAUGCACUCUUUUAGCUGCACAAGCAAAGAAAGAAAGCAGCAAUGAGUCCUUCAUCAGCCGCCUGUUGACGAUCGUGGCUGACCUCUACGAGCAGGAGCAGUAUAGUGACUUGAAGAUAAAGGUUGGGAGCAGGCACAUCAAUGCUCACAAGUUUGUCCUGGCGGCCCGCAGUGACAGCUGGAGUCUGGCCAGUUUGUCUUCCACCGAGGAGUUGGACCUGUCAGAUGCUAACCCUGAGGUGACAAUGACAAUGCUUCGCUGGAUCUAUACGGAUGAGUUGGAGUUCAGAGAAGACGAUGUGUUCCUGACUGAGCUGAUGAAACUAGCUAAUCGGUUUCAGCUACAGCUCCUUAGGGAGAGAUGUGAGAAGGGUGUGAUGUCUCUGGUGAACGUCAGGAACUGUAUUCGCUUCUAUCAGACUGCGGAGGAGCUGAAUGCCAGCACAUUGAUGAACUACUGUGCAGAAAUUAUUGCAAGUCACUGGGAUGACUUACGGAAGGAGGACUUCAGCAGCAUGAGUGCUCAGUUGUUAUACAAAAUGAUCAAGUCCAAGACCGAGUACCCAUUACAUAAAGCUAUCAAAGUAGAGAGAGAAGACGUGGUCUUUCUUUAUCUGAUUGAAAUGGACUCACAGCUCCCUGGGAAACUGAAUGAGUUGGAUCAUAACGGAGACCUUGCAUUAGAUCUAGCCCUUUCCCGACGGCUGGAGAGUAUCGCCACCACGCUGGUUAAUCACAAAGCUGACGUGGACAUGGUGGACAAGAACGGCUGGAGCUUGUUACAUAAAGGAAUCCAAAGAGGAGAUCUCUUUGCUGCCACUUUCCUCAUUAAGAAUGGGGCCUUGGUCAAUGCUGCCACAUUGGGUGCCCAGGAGACACCAUUGCACCUCGUUGCAUCGUACAAUUCAAAGAAACACUCAGCAGCUGUGAUGUCCGAGAUGGCACAGCUCACAGAGGCCCUGCUGCAGGCUGGAGCGAACCCCAACAUGCAGGACAGCAAGGGCCGGACUCCCUUACACUUGUCCAUCAUGGCCAGGAAUGAAUACGUGUUCAAUCAGCUGCUGCAGUGUAAACAGUUAGAUUUAGAGCUGAAAGACCACGAGGGCAGCACAGCUCUGUGGCUUGCCGUGCAGUACAUCACUGUGUCUUCCGACCAGUCCGUAAACCCCUUCGAAGACCUCCCUGUGGUGAACGGGACUUCAUUUGAUGAAAACAGCUUUGCAGCCAGGCUCAUUCAGCGUGGCAGCAACACCAAUGCACCUGAUACAGUAACAGGAAAUUGCUUACUACAGCGGGCAGCCGAAGCAGGAAAUGAGGCAGCAGCUCUUUUCCUGGCAACCAAUGGUGCCCAUGUCAACCACAGGAACAAGUGGGGAGAAACCCCGCUUCACACAGCCUGUCGGCAUGGCCUGGCCAACCUCACUGCAGAGCUGCUGCAGCAGGGGGCCAACCCAAACCUGCAGACGGAGGAGUCCCUGCCGUCCCCAAAGGAGGCUCCGUCCCUGCCCAGCUCAGCGGACAGCAGCGUCUACCUGCAGACACCCCUGCACAUGGCAAUCGCCUAUAAUCAUCCAGAUGUGGUGUCUGUCAUCCUGGAGCAAAAAGCUAAUGCUCUUCAUGCCACCAACAACUUGCAAAUCAUUCCGGACUUCAGUCUCAAGGAUUCUCGAGACCAGACUGUGCUGGGCCUGGCAUUGUGGACUGGCAUGCACACGAUCGCAGCACAGCUGCUGGGCUCUGGGGCUUGCAUCAAUGACACCAUGUCGGAUGGGCAGACCUUGCUGCACAUGGCCAUGCAGAGGCAGGACAGCAAGAGCGCCCUCUUCCUCCUGGAGCACCAGGCAGACAUAAACGUCAGGACUCAGGAUGGGGAGACGGCCCUUCAGCUGGCCAUCAGGAAUCAGCUUCCCCUCGUCGUGGAUGCCAUAUGCACCAGAGGAGCUGACAUGUCUGUGCCGGAUGAACAGGGGAACCCCCCGCUGUGGCUCGCACUGGCAAAUAACCUGGAGGACAUCGCAUCCACUCUUGUCAGGCACGGUUGUGACGCCACGUGCUGGGGCCCAGGGCCGAGCGGCUGCCUCCAGACGCUGCUGCACAGAGCCAUCGAUGAGAACAACGAGCCCAUCGCCUGCUUUCUCAUUCGCAGUGGCUGCGACGUGAAUAGUCCCAGACAGCCUGGUGCUAAUGGGGAAGGAGAGGAAGAGGCCAGAGAUGGGCAGACCCCUCUGCAUUUGGCAGCCUCCUGGGGGCUGGAAGAGACAAUCCAGUGUCUUUUGGAGUUUGGUGCCAAUGUAAAUGCACAGGAUGCAGAAGGAAGAACGCCUGUCCACGUGGCCAUCAGCAACCAACACAGUGUCAUCAUUCAGCUGCUGAUUUCUCACCCCGACAUCCACCUGAACGUGCGAGACCGGCAGGGCCUGACCCCCUUUGCCUGCGCCAUGACCUACAAGAACAACAAGGCGGCCGAGGCCAUCCUGAAACGAGAGUCCGGGGCUGCUGAGCAGGUGGAUAACAAGGGCCGGAAUUUUCUGCACGUGGCAGUUCAGAACUCUGAUAUUGAAAGCGUCCUGUUUCUGAUCAGCGUCCAGGCGAACGUCAAUUCCAGAGUCCAGGAUGCUUCCAAGUUGACCCCUUUGCACCUUGCUGUCCAGGCAGGCUCGGAGAUUAUUGUCCGCAACUUGCUUCUUGCAGGUGCCAAAGUGAAUGAAUUAACCAAGCACCGCCAGACUGCCCUCCACCUCGCUGCCCAGCAGGACCUGCCCACCAUCUGCUCAGUCCUCUUGGAGAAUGGAGUGGACUUUGCUGCUGUGGAUGAGAAUGGAAAUAACGCUCUGCAUCUUGCUGUCAUGCAUGGCCGACUCAACAACAUCCGGGUCCUUCUGACAGAGUGCACCGUGGAUGCUGAAGCCUUUAAUCUACGAGGCCAGUCGCCACUGCACAUUUUGGGACAGUAUGGCAAGGAGAAUGCUGCAGCCAUCUUUGAUCUCUUCUUAGAGUGCAUGCCCGAGUAUCCCUUGGAUAAACCAGAUACAGAAGGAAACACAGUGCUGCUCUUGGCGUACAUGAAAGGGAACGCCAACCUGUGCCGUGCCGUCGUCCGCUCAGGGGCCCGCCUGGGGGUGAACAACAACCAAGGGAUCAACAUCUUCAACUACCAGGUCGCUACCAAGCAGCUGCUGUUUAGACUCUUAGAUAUGCUGUCCAAGGAGCCUCCAUGGUGCGAUGGCUCCAACUGCUACGAGUGCACUGCCAAGUUCGGAGUCACAACACGCAAACAUCACUGUCGUCACUGCGGACGUCUUCUUUGCCAUAAAUGCUCGACCAAGGAGAUUCCUAUUAUAAAGUUUGAUCUGAACAAGCCUGUGCGAGUUUGCAACAUUUGCUUUGAUGUCCUGACUUUGGGGGGGGUCUCUUAG
Messenger RNA from Rangifer tarandus platyrhynchus (Svalbard reindeer), 3711 nucleotides. The record is from the annotation of a GenBank genome assembly. Lineage: Eukaryota; Metazoa; Chordata; Mammalia; Artiodactyla; Cervidae.